CUGGCUGUCAAUAUGACGACCGCGAGCGACUUGACCGCCAUCUACAAUUGCUCCGCCUUCUUUGCUUAUGCGUUCUCCAUCCCGCUCCUCAAAGACAAACUUCGCUUCGAUAAGGUAUUUGCCGUAAUUGUGGCCAUUGUGGGUGUUCUCGUGGUGGCAUAUGGAGAUAGAGACGAAGACAAGCAUGCGGAUGGCACCCCGGGUAAAGGAGAAGGUCAAGUAAACAAUAGGCUCUUGGGCAAUCUUAUCAUCGGUAUCGGUAGUAUACUCUACGGUCUGUACGAGGUACUAUAUAAGAAGUACGCCUGCCCGCCGGAAGGCACCAGUGCCGGACGCAGCAUGAUCUUCGCAAACACCUUCGGCAGUCUGAUCGGAUGCUUUACUCUCUUCGUGCUCUGGAUCCCCCUGCCGGUCCUCCACAUCCUAGGCUGGGAAACCUUCCGUUGGCCCACCGGAGAAACCGCCUGGAUGCUCCUCAUCUCCGUCUGUGCCAAUGCC
Molecule: messenger RNA, 498 nt
Organism: Aspergillus nomiae NRRL 13137
Lineage: Eukaryota; Fungi; Ascomycota; Eurotiomycetes; Eurotiales; Aspergillaceae
Product: putative DUF6 domain protein
Exons: 1
Biological process (GO): intracellular calcium ion homeostasis
Cellular component (GO): endoplasmic reticulum membrane
Molecular function (GO): enzyme regulator activity
Source: RefSeq, a predicted model, not a curated record